AUGGCGCGGCGGAGGUUGACGAGGGCGCCCUGUGAUUCGCGAGGUUCUGACUGGGAUCUGAUCCGGCAAGAAGCGAACCUAGCGCCGGCCUCGUCGCGCAGCCUUCGUGAGGGCUUCGUGCAUCGUCAUCGAGUCGCGCUUCUGCAGAAAUUCCACAGUCACUGGGGUUCUGAGGCAAUGUGUGUCGCAAACUGGCCCAGGAAACUUCGGCGCAGAGCGCGCACAACAAGCGCGCAUGAAAGAAGCACAUCAUCGCGACGCAGCAGCAGCUCCGACGCCUGCGAGAGACACUCGGAUAAUUGCAGCCCGCGAAGGGACCUGGGGGAAGACCUUUUGUUGUCUCUCUCUGUCAACACCCGCAGCCGCAGCCCGCAAAGCAAACAAGAAGUGCAGAAUAGAAAUCAGUCGUCACAUCUCGGUGUCUCCUGGCCGUGCAACAGAGCAAUCUCGCCGCCAAUUGUGCCGCCAAUUGUGCCACUUGCUGCGAUUGCUGUGCCCAAUUCCCUGGGCUCGUGCCGAAGUAAAUAA
This is a messenger RNA of Lindgomyces ingoldianus, 528 nucleotides long. RefSeq lists its product as uncharacterized. NCBI's taxonomy places the organism in Eukaryota, Fungi, Ascomycota, Dothideomycetes, Pleosporales, Lindgomycetaceae. The transcript has a single exon. Bases 1 to 528 code for a protein of 175 amino acids. The record is from RefSeq and is a predicted model, not a curated record.